Messenger RNA from Salmo salar (Atlantic salmon), 2353 nucleotides. The record is from RefSeq and is a predicted model, not a curated record. NCBI's taxonomy places the organism in Eukaryota, Metazoa, Chordata, Actinopteri, Salmoniformes, Salmonidae.
GAAGAGCGAAGGGGUUUAGAGGAGAGGUACUUCCUAUCACUACUUUUAGAGCUCUGCCACCUUUAGACCCAGCUGCUCUCUCUCUUCUCUACUCCUCCUCCUCUCUCCAUCCAGGCCAAUGGACAAACACAGCCUGAAAAAGGAAGCAGGCAAGAGAGAGAAAGAGAGAGAGAGAGACACAGAGAGACGGAUGAAACACAUGGCAACAAUACAGAAGGUUAAUAAUCAGACUGGGGAGCAGCUUGUUUCCAGGAGCGAGUCGUCCCAUCUGAACACCGCGGAGAGAACAGACUGCAAUCAGCUCUUCCUGCUGUGUGUGUGUGUGUGUGUGUGUGUGUGUGUGUAAGAGAGUGUGUGUGUGUAUGGGUGUUUUGUGUAUCUGUCCAGACAGAUAGAGAGCUGUGGAAUAGCAGGAGUUGGUUUUCGGGGGAAGACAGCGCGACUGAUCCAUUGCAACAUACAUACAGAAAUUCUCUGACAACUGAAAGAGCAAAAGCAGCAACUUCAAGCAGAGCAACACACUGUGGAUAAAUUGAAAGUUUGCAACCGAGGGAAUGAGAAGGCGUUGAAAACAGAGAGACUUAGAAAGUCAAGGAGGGAGAGAGAGAGACUCUUUCGGUGUUCUUCUCUGCUCUGCUAAACUGUGACGACCCUCCAUCUCCCUUCUCCACUUACCCUUCUCCCUCACUCCUCUUCCCCCUCUUCUCCUCCACUCCCCCCCUGUCCUCGUCUCACCUGAGAUGGGCCGGCUGCUGGCCCUAGCCCUGGCCUACCUGGCUUACCUGUCGACUGCAGUGAUUGGCUCAGAGAAGAAGCAGCACCGGGUGCAACAUGGACCCUGCAGUUACACUUUCAUACUCCCUGAGGUGGAACACUGCCAACCCCUCAAAGACUACCAGGUCACCAACUCCCUCCAGAGGGACUUCCCACCACCGCCAGCCCCCGACCCAGGAUCGAGUCACCCUGAGCAGGCCAAAGCCCAACCCGCUAGGCCCUCGCGGCAGGAGAGGAAGCUGGAGAGUUUGGAGAUCUCCAUAGAGAAUAAUACACAGUGGUUGCAGAAGCUGGAGAGGUCCAUCCAGGAGAACCUGCGUUCUGGGAUGGAGGAGAUGAAGAGGAACGCUGUUCACACCCAGACGGCGGCCAUGUUGGAGAUCGGGACUAAACUCUUCAGCCAAUCGGCCGAGCAGACCCGCAAACUGACAGAUGUGGAGACCCAGGUGCUGAACCAGACCAGCAGAAUGGAGAUUCAGCUGUUAGAGUAUUCUCUGUUCACUGACCGUCUAGAGAAACACAUCCUCCAGCAGAAUCAGGAGAUCUCACAACUCAACGAUAAAAGCAGUUUGCUGGAGCAGAGGUUCUCAGCUUUAGAGGCCAGGCACGUUAAGGAGCUCCAGGGUCUUCAGAGGGAGAAACAGCAGCUGCAGGACAUGCUGGAGAGACAGAGGCGCCUGGUCACCCAGCUACAGGGAGAGCUGGGGACCUCCACACAAAACAGCACACUACUGCAGAAACAGCAGGCUAUACUGACUGACACAGUGCAGCAGCUGCUAGCCAUGGUCACCCACUGCAAUGAAGUGGGUUUACCUCUACAGGUGUUCUGUGAUAUGAAGACGAGAGGUGGAGGCUGGACCGUGCUGCAGCAUCGUAGAGACGGAGCUUUGGAUUUCCACCGUGGAUGGAGGGAUUACAAGAUGGGUUUUGGAGAUCCCUCGGGAGAGCACUGGGCAGGAAAUGACCUCAUCCAUCUGCUGACCAGCUCCCAGGAGUACAGUCUCCAGGUGCAGCUGAAGGAUGACGAUGGGAACGAGGCCUACUCUCACUACGAUCACUUCUACAUAGACGCAGAGGACAAAAACUACAGUCUCCAUGCCCAGGGGUUCAGUGGUACUGCUGGCCGCACCAGUAGCCUGACCCAGCCUGGCACCCAGUUCAGCACCAAGGACCGAGACAACGACCGCUGCUCCUGCAAGUGUGCCCAGAUGUCUUCUGGAGGUUGGUGGUUCGAGGCGUGUGGUCCCUCCAACCUGAACGGUAUCUACUACGCUGGCGUCUCCAACGUGGUCCGUUACAACGGCAUCAAGUGGUACUACUGGAAGGGCGCCAGCCUCAUGGCUACCGUGACGACCAUGAUGGUUCGACCCGCAGGCUUCUGAGGGAUAACAGCUGCGACAGCUGAUGAUUUCAGCGGGAAGCGACUGAUGACAUCACCCUGACUGACUAAAUUACUGACUGAUGAGCGAAUAAUGAAGUUUGACAGACAUUUGAGUGGAGAUUUUAGAAAUGUUUGAUUGAUGGACAUUUUCAAAAUGAUUUUUUUUUUCUCCAAAAAUGUAUUCUGUUGGUCUCCCGA